AUAUAGACCUGUAAUUCCUAAAACUAUUUCAUAUCUUUGUUAGUUACAGAGGAUGUUAGAUGGCUAAAUUUUAUAACUCACAGUGGAAUUUUAUUGGAAUGGACAAGAUUCUUCAGUUUUUGCAACUUCUCCUUAUUUUGGAAGUUGUCUCUUCUCGUGAAUGCUACUUGAGGAAUUUGCCUGAGAAAUGGUGCAACAAAGAGAUGAAAAUAUUAUUUGACGAAAGUCAGAAGUGGGAAACUUUUAAUUGUUCAAACCAAGAUUGUGGUUCCAAGAUCAUGUUCUUCAAUAAUGAUGAGUUUAAACAAUAUCUCACAGAAGAAAUUAGCAACAACUCAAUCACAGAACUUUUUGUCUAUGAAAAUCAUAAAAUCCAGAAGGAUGAAACGAAAAACUUGCAAGAUAAUUUACCUGAGGAAAACCUGGCUCUAAUCGAAAUGGGAAACGACUCACUGGUGAUAAGAAAUCAAUCCAACAAUGUAUAUCUUACAUCUGUAGGGUAUAGCGACAAUGGCAACUACUGGUAUUUUGCAGUGAUUGAUAACAAUAAACAAUACAUAAUUAAAGAAAGCCAGGGCCCUGAUGAAUUUUGGCAGUUAAUUAAUGUUGGAACGCAGAAUAACGAAUACCUGCAGAUUGGACAGUUAGGCAGCACUGUGGUGUUGAUGAGCGAUACACACCUGUAUGAACUUGGUGACUCCUUGAAAGACAUUUGUAUAGCUCGGAGGAAUUCAAACACAUGUAAAAGCUCAUGCUCAAAACCUGCGCUGCGAGGAACAGUUGAUCCCAAAACCUUCAUCCGUGAAGGCCGGACAUAUAUUAAUACUACAAUAAACCUCAAAGACUCCAGAGUCUUUAUGUUUCCUGAGAAGGGGUGCAGUGAACAACAGGAAAUGAAAAAUAUCAUUUGUUAUAGCAGUCAAACUUCAAUUUUCAUUCCAAAAUGGAAGAAAGCAGAAGAUGUACUCUUUGUCAUCAAGAACCUCACUGACGGGAUAACGACAAUGACAUUUUCCUAUAAGGAAAACCCUGAAAUUACAAAUAUUUCUUCAAAGGAUUUUUAUAAUUGGACUAAUUACACCAGAAAUUGCACAACCAAUAACGUUGACCAUGUCUGUAAUGAGAGUGGCAAACCCUUGGUUUUUCAAGGCAAUUAUUUCAACAACGUGAAAUCCGUAUCAGUAACACCCGAUGGGUUAUUCACAUGUACCCGUGGGGCAACAGAUAUUCAGUGCAACAUGAUCAGUUACGAAGGAAGCGGUAAAGCUGUUCUAAACCUUGACACUUACAAGGAGCCAUUCAGCUAUACACUACAUGAUGAGCCAGUCUUUGAAAAGGUCAACAUUUUCAAAAAAGACUUGAAGAAUUUGGAGAUUUUCGGCAAAAGAAUGAAUUCUUCAGCUACAACUGAUGACUACAAAAUUACUGUGAACAAAGAACCUUGUUCUCUAACUUCACUGAAUCAUGAUAACUUGCGGUGUCAAUUGAAUGCCUCUAUUGAAAUGAAACUUCCUUAUGACGUCAAGAUCAUCCUUCAACAACGAAUGUUUUCUCUGAAAUAUAAAGAGGAAUCAAAUUUAAUUCUUCGAAUUGUAAUACCUGUAAUUGGAGCGCUAAUUGGAGUGCUAACCUUGGUGAUUAUCUGUUUUGUGUUCAUGAAAUGUGUGAAGAAACAGAAGGCAGAAUAUGAUAUCGACAUGCCCAUUACCAUGGGAAUUUAUAAGGAACCAGACUUUGUCGGGCAGAAAAAGAAUAAUGAUGUGGCGGAAAUCGAUGUUCCAUUUCAGAAAAUGACCCAAUAUAUCGAACAAAUAUUAUUGAUAGAUAAACCACGUGGAUACAAAAAAAAUCCUGGCGGGAAAAAAUUACCUUUCGACAUUCAGGAGAAGCUGGGCCACUUUGAGGUGUUGUUGAAAAAUAAAUUUUUUAUUUUGAACGUUAUAAAGGCCAUGGAAAGGAAGAAAAAUAUUUGUCACAACGAAAACUACGAACUCUCGCUUCACUUGUGUCUUCUCCUGUCCUUCAAUUUAGGCUUUUUACGGGAAUUAUGUGAGGAAUUAUUCAAAGACCUCAUUCAUCACACCAAAGAAAAAGAAAAGAAGAGAAUCAUGUCACGGUUUGACUCAAUAGCGGAGAGUAUCAUAAAGAACUGGUUGGCUUUAUCCAUGUACCCUUAUAUCAAGUUUAAGUUCGAACCAUUGCUGUACAAUUUCGUCAACGAAGUUCGACAGUUUCUGACGCAAGGACCUGUUGACGAAGUGACAGGGAGCAGUCAACACUAUUUCUUCAAAUCUUGCAGCAUUUCCAAACCAAUAGAGUACAAGAAGAUUAACGUUCAGCUAAUCUACACAGGAAGAUUUGUUCGAGUGCCUAUUCUGUCUUGUGAUUCUAUCUCACAACUAAAGACCAAAUGUCUUGUGGCUUACCAAGCCGAAAAUAUCAGCUGUGUCCUGCUCAACCCAGAAGACAUUCAAAUAGUGUACAGAGGUUCAAUUCUGAGCGAAUACACGGAAGAGGUGGACAGCAAUGGCUACUCCUUGAUGGCAACGGUCAACAUGUACAGUAUCAAAGAUGGAGAUCAGUUGCAUUUCAAAAAAGUUGCAAAACCAGCCACGUCUGAUAUCGAAACCAGAUAUGUCACUCUUGGAGCCAGUGUUAGUGUUGUAUCAAAGAAAGUCAACAAGUCUUAUCACUUGGUCGCCGGAGAUAAACGAAAAGCUCUAUCGAUGACUGACAUUAGCCACAUGAAGCUUCCCACAGAACUGGAAGCUCUUCUGCUGAAUUUGUUUUCCAAAGUGCUGGACCAAGCAUACACUGCCCCACCUCUAAGAUAUCUUCACAAUUUCUUUAUUCAUCAAGCAUCGAAGUUUUCACUGGACGCCGGAAGCCAAUGGACAAUCAACAGUUUUGUUAUCCAGAUGUGUUCCCAGUUUAUUUCUCAUCCGAAUAUUCUUCUGGAUAUACCCAUAGACUUAUGUGUCCAGAAAAAUCUCUCAGCUAUUCAAUUAUACAUAAAAGAGGCCCUAUUGCGACCUAAAUCGAUUUCUUCGAAAACAUGUCAGGUGGGAAAACAAAUCUAUGCAAUGGUGUCAAGAUUUAUUACCCAAUUAAAUGAGCAACCGGAACUCGAUAAAAGCAUUGUGAUAAAAUCUUUGCAGGAAGCAUCGGCACUCUACACCAAUGGCAUAACGAUCUACAAAGAAAUCUCUCUCUAUUCCCUCUUGAGGAUAAUGGAGAACAAUUAUGUUGUCGUCUACAAAGCUUUAGAAAGCAACGACACUGCACGAAAACUUUGCCUUCAUGAGAAAUUCUCCAAUAUCUUCCACUAAUUAUAAUCAAGCUGUCUUUGUAAAAUAAGGAAUUAUUAUUAUUAUUAUUAUUCAUUAAUACUAUUAAGGCAGCGAGCUGGCAGAAUCGUUAGCGAACCAGGCAAAAUGGUAGGGCAGUAUUUCAUUUGUGUUUACAUUCUGAGUUCAAGUGACUUUGACUCUGCCUUUCAUCUUUUGGGGUCGAUAAAAUAAGUACCAUCUGUGUGCUGGGGUCGAUCUAAUCAACUUACCCCUCCCCUGAACUUGCUGGCCAUGUGCCAAAAUUUGAAAUCAUCAUUAUUGUUAUUAUUUCUUUUUAUCACAGGUUUUGUUGGAACUCCUGGAGUCUUGCAUGCGUAACGGUUUUACUACCUGCAGCCAACGGUACCAUGCCAUUUGUUCUUUUCACCUCUCUAAUACUUUCCUGAUUAUUCUGGCCAUGCCAAGGAGGCAAACGUUUUGUAACAGUUCUACUGGGCACUCUAUUACAAUUUUCUUUAUAUUCUCUUUGAUGCCUUCUGACACUGUCCCCAGGGACCCAACAAUAAUUAACACUAUCUUCACCUUCUUCAUUCUCCGUAGCUGGGCUAUUUCGUACUUAAAAGGGUUGUAUUUAUCUAUAUUUUUGCAUCCCUUCUUCAUGGGUCAAAGUGUCAUGCAACAUUGACUAAAUAGCACAUGUGGUGCAUCUUGUCGGCCACCAAUAGGUCCGGUCUGUUACACUCUAGCACCUGAUCUGUUUGGAUUGGGAAAUCCCGGAGGAUUUUGCAAGUCUCCGACUCCACCACUCUGUGUGGUUUGUGCUCAUACCACGUCUUGCCUCUCUCUAGCCCUCACUUUUCUCACAGUUUCCAAUGUAGCACCUUCGCUACCUGAUCAUGUCACCACCACUUGUAGAAGUUCUGGGCAAGUCGAGGGCAUUUGUUCGUGAUAUGAGCAGCAAUGGUUUCGUCCACUCUAUUACAGAUGCAGCACAGCAGAUACACUUGCUCGUACCACAGGUUGACCCUCCAAUUCGUGGCCAAAGCUUGGUCUUGCGCUGCCAGUAUUGUACUCUCAGUCUGUUUUUUUAGUGUUCUUUUCUUCAGCCAAUUCCACCUGUUUUCCAGCAACUUCCGCUGUGGCUGCAUGGAAUUGAUUGUGUAGUUGUUUGUUGUCCAACGCUUUUUCAUGUCCUUUUUGUACUUCUUUCUUUGUUUUUCCCCCUUUUCUCUGCUUUUAAUACGUCCUCACAUCUAACUGACGCUACUAAGGUCUCCUUACUUUGGGAUACGAAUCUUAUUAAGUUUCCGAGUUAGAUAUGUACAUAGUCUUCCAUAUUUAUCAAUUCCCUUCCUCCACCUGUUCUCUUCAUGUAUUAUUAUUAUUAUUAUUAUUAUUAUUAUUAUUAUUAUUAUUAUUAUUAUUAUUAUUAUUAUUCCUUCAUAACACAGUGUAAGUAAAAAUGCACCGGAGCCUUUAGUCACCUGUCAAGUCACAACAAGGACCUCACACAGAUAAUACUUUCCUUAAGAUGUGCGCUGUGUCCAAUAAGGCCGCUUUUUGCAAGACAUCAAUCUUGCAUGGGAUUUCUAGUUGCCUUUAGAAGUCUUGUGAGUUAUCAUCAUCAUCAUCAUUAUCGUCGUAAUCAUCAUUAUUAUUAAAUGCCACUAUUGUAAACAAUAUAUUUUUUCUCCAAUUUAUCCAUUUCUGAAUAAAAUUUAACGGUAAAUGUAUAUAAAUUAGUCUUUAAAUUACCUUUUUGUAUACUGCUAUGGAUCUUCCCAAGUGGACAAGUUGCAUAUUGUUUAUGUAAUAAACACUAGACCAGUGGUUCCCACCCUGGGGUCCGCAAAGGUACUACUGGGGGUCCAUGAAUUGAACUCAAAAUUUCAUAUAUAUAUAUAUGUUCUUUUAUUCCUUUAUUUGUUUCAGUCAUUUGACUGCGGCCAUGCUUGAGCACCACCUUUAGUCGA
This is a messenger RNA of Octopus sinensis (East Asian common octopus), 5263 nucleotides long. RefSeq names its product plexin-B2-like. Gene Ontology annotation, biological process: semaphorin-plexin signaling pathway involved in axon guidance; regulation of cell migration. Gene Ontology annotation, cellular component: semaphorin receptor complex. The coding region runs from base 60 to 3329 and encodes 1089 amino acids. Lineage: Eukaryota; Metazoa; Mollusca; Cephalopoda; Octopoda; Octopodidae. Gene Ontology annotation, molecular function: semaphorin receptor activity. The record is from RefSeq and is a predicted model, not a curated record. The transcript has 30 exons.